This is a messenger RNA of Vicia faba (fava bean), 1170 nucleotides long. The record is from the annotation of a GenBank genome assembly. NCBI's taxonomy places the organism in Eukaryota, Viridiplantae, Streptophyta, Magnoliopsida, Fabales, Fabaceae.
AUGGCAUCUGCAGAAGCUAGAGCUGGUUAUGGAGUUAAUCAUUGUUUCACACAAGAUUUCGGGAUGUCCCCUUCUGAUUAUCGAUCUCCGGUUUCGAAAAAAUUGGAAUCUGAUUUUAUUCAUAGUGAUGAUUCCACUGAUUCUGGCAUGAAAUGGUGGCUACAUGUCAAAACCAACUUGGGAGGUGAUGCAAAUUAUUCCUGGGAGUCUAAGUUUGAUGCUUUUGAUGUCGAUCGAUCUGUCAAAAACGUUGAUUCUCUUUCAUGUGUUGGAAGUGUUACUAAUACUAUAGGUUUAGAGCGGCAAUGGAAUGUGUAUCCUAAAUGUAUGAAGAAAACCAAUGAUACAAGAACUACAAAAGUCGCGGCUGAUUUGAACAAUGACUUGUAUUUGACACCUAAGAAGAAUAACGAAGGGGAAUUCUGGUUUUCGGAUUUGGAACCGCAUUGGUUGCGAGCUGAAAAAACUCGGCCUUGGUGGCACACUACAGGAAAAGACGACUUAGGUUACUUGGUUGCGAAGAAAUCUCCUGAGUAUAUUGAGAACUGCGAUCUCCAGCUGAACAUUAAGCCUUUAAGAAAAAUACAAACUGUUCCCCAAAGAGAUAUCGACAAGGAGGAUAUUCCUUCGUUGUUGUCGGAGAUGUGUUCUUCUGAUGCGAACGGUUGUACGUCUACAACCGUGACUUCUGGCUAUUCAUUUCAGGAUUCAAACAGUUCCAGUGAGAGCAAAGACUCUGAUUCGAGCAACAACAAAGAUAGCCAUAUGAAUACUGAGAGCACGGCCAAGGCAGAGCUACUGAAAGCCUUAUGUCGAUCCCAAACUCGGGCGAGAGAGGCUGAAAAGGCAGCACAGGAAGCCUUCAACGAGAAGGAGCAAAUAUCGUCUCUAUUCUUCAAACAGGCUUCACAACUAUUUGCUUACAAGCAAUGGCUAUAUGUUUUGCAGCUGGAGAAUCUAUGUCUUCAGUCCAAAAACAAAAACCAGCCAUUGAUGGACAACCUCUCUUCCUAUAGGGCCGGAAAACAAAACAGGAAGAAUCGACAAAAGAUUAGGGAUAGAAGACGAGGGAUCGGACAAUGUGUUUUCGCUUUCGCUGUUGGUUUGGCUCUUGCUGGUGCAGGUUUGCUUCUUGGUUGGACCAUUGGAUGCAUGUUUCAGUCGUUUUAA